UCUAUAGAGCAGAGUGGACGUAUACGUGAAUAUUUUAUAUGUUCAUUUACCACCACACCACAAAAAAACAAGAGAAUAAAAAUCUAAAAUUUAAAAAUAGUUUUUAUGUGAAAUUUUAAUGGUUUUAAAAAUUUUUGUGAAAAUUUGAAGAAGUGCAAGACCAUAACAUAAAAGUGAGAGAAAUAAAAAAAAAAACCAGCAAAAAAAAAUUAAGUGCGACACGCAAUCUUCUUCAGGCAUAAUUAAUUUUUAUAAAGAGUGAAAUGAUCGUUAAAGCCAGAUGAUUUCGUUGCCAUAAUUCCAUUAAGAAAGUGAAGAUUUUUUUAUUUAAGAAAAAAAAUUACACCAUUAACAACAUUUGCUUUGGAGAAAAACUGAAUGAAAACACAAAUAUUGUAGAUAACUAGGCAUCUUACCUAUUUUUAAAUAAAUAAACCAGUUUAUUUUUAUAUAUUUUUUUUUUUUAAAUAUUUUUGUUAAUUUUAAAUGUUUAAUAGAAAAUAAAAGAUUUAUGUGUUAACAAGUUAAUUGAAAUUUAAUUAAAAUCGGAAAGAAAAGUUUAUUUAAAUUAAAAUUUUUUUCUUAAUUAGCGUUUUACGGAUAAAUUGAAUUGAAGUAACAAAUAAUUUUUUGUUUUAUACAAAUUUAAAAUUAAAUUUUUGAAUAAUUUGGAAUAUAGAAAAGAUGGCAACUUUUAAGAAAACUCCUGAUUUAGAAGAUGAUCAAAAAUUUGCUUUAAUGAAGUUUAGACGUAGUGUUGCCGAUAUUUUGAGACCGGAACAUGAUGAUUAUUUUCUACUAAGAUGGUUAAGAGCAAGGAAAUGGAAUGCGGAAGCAGCUGAGAAAAUGUUAAGAGAUGCUCAUAAAAAUCGUAUUAUGUGGGAUGUUGAUAAUCUAGAGAAAUGGAAUAGACCACAAGUUCUUGUUGAUUAUUGUCCACAUGGAUUAACUGGUUUUGAUAAUGAAGGAUCACCAAUUGUUAUAAUUCCAUUUGCUGGAAUGGAUAUGUAUGGAAUGUUACAUUGUGUUACAAGAUUUGAUUUUAUGCGAUCCACCGUUCUUUAUUUAGAGCGUUAUAUGAAAGUUGCUUUUGAACAAAGUAAAAUUUAUGGACCACAAGCAAGACAAUUUGUUGUUAUUUUUGAUAUGGAACAUUUUAAUCUUAAACAAUAUGCAUGGAGGCCUGCAGCAGAACUUGUCCUAUUUCUAGUCAAAAAUUAUGAAUUAAAUUAUCCGGAAAUAUUGAAAAUCUGUUAUAUUAUAAAUGCUCCGAAAAUAUUCUCGGUAGCUUUUAAUUUUGUUAAGAAAUUCUUGGAUGAAAAUACUAUGAGUAAAAUUCAAAUACAUAAACAAGGUUCUGAAAAAUGGCAAAAAAAUUUAUUUAGUCACUGUGAUUCUUCACAAAUACCAAAAUAUUAUGGUGGUACAUUAACCGAUGAAGAUGGUGAUCCGAAAUGUAAAUCAAAGAUAUGUUGGGCUGGUAAAAUACCAAAAGAACUUUAUAAUAAACGUGAUGAUGAUGAACAAAAUGAUAAUGAAAAUUUUGUUGAUGCUACAAUUAAUAAAGGUGGAAAAAUUAAAUUGGAAUUUAUGACUGAAAAUGAAAAUGGUACAAUUUUAAGAUGGGAAUUUAGAACAUUUGAACAUGAUAUUAAAUUUGGAAUUCGUAGUAUUGAUAAUAAAACUCAAGAAAAAUUAGAUGAAGUUCCCUUGGGUAGGGUGUCAUCACAUGAAAUCGAUGAAAUUGGUUUUAUUAAUUGCCGUCCUAAUACAAAAUAUAUUGUUGUAUUCGAUAAUUCUUACAGCUACUUAAAAUCAAAAAAAAUAAGAUAUAAUGUAGAUUUAACAAGAGGUUUAGAAGAAAUCGAACAAAUAAGUGAAGAAAUGUUAACAACACAAUUAUAAAAAAAAUUAUGUGAUAUAAAAUUUAUUAAAAAAAACUUUCUUUAUUUCGUUUUUUAAUUGAGAAUUGUUAAUUU
Molecule: messenger RNA, 1979 nt
Organism: Condylostylus longicornis
Lineage: Eukaryota; Metazoa; Arthropoda; Insecta; Diptera; Dolichopodidae
Product: SEC14-like protein 2
Exons: 9
Coding region: 685-1905 (406 amino acids)
Cellular component (GO): cytoplasm
Source: RefSeq, a predicted model, not a curated record